AUGUCUCCAAAAAAACUAAAAAAGGCGACUACUAAAUUAGUACCUAAAACUUUAGCACCCAAACCUUUAGCACCCAAAGUUUUUUCAUCUGAAACUUUAGUUCCCGAAACUUUUUCUCCAGCUAUUCGUCCUUUUAACGAUUUUACAAAUAACUUAUCACUGCAGCAACAGCCAUAUUUGGCUACACAACAGCUAUAUUUGGCUACACAACAGCCAUAUUCGACUACACAAUAUUAUACGAAUUCUUUGAAAUUGAAUGAACCGACAUCAAGAUAUAAUGAAAUAGUAAAAAUCAUUAUUUAUAAUAAAACUUCAUUUUCACCGCAACCAUCAUUGAUUACUCGUGAUCAAGAAAAUUUAUUUGGCUCUGUAGCUGUUGGACCAAGUUCUUCUACCUCUCCUAAUAUCCUUGGUUCAACAUCAACAAUUGCUACUUCUGAUGUAUCUGCAAAAUUAUCAAAUCGAUGGUCAUCAUCUGAAACACGAAUGCUUAUCGAAGAAGUAGGCAAGCAACAACAAGCAUUACAAAGAGUAAAAGAUCCAAGAGAAAAGGGCCGAAUUUGGGAUAAGAUUAUCACUAAUAUACAAACCUCUGAAAUUGCAAGCUUAGUUUUAAAAGAACGUACAAAGGCAUCAAUUCAACAAAAAUGGGAUUCACUUCUCCAAAAAUACCGUGACAUAAAAGAUAGGAUUGCAAGCACGGGUGAAGAACCUGUUCAGAAUAAUUGGGAAUUUUUUAAUGACAUUGAUGAGUAUUUAAGAAAAGAUCCUAGUGUUACUGCACCUAUUACAAGUGAUUCACUUUAUGGAGUUAAACGAAAAAGUGUUGAAGACCAAGAUGAUGAUGAGAUAUUAAAAAACGAAGAAGUACACGUGCUGAAGAAGAAAAGACGAAUAUAG
Messenger RNA from Scutellospora calospora, 900 nucleotides. Lineage: Eukaryota; Fungi; Glomeromycota; Glomeromycetes; Diversisporales; Gigasporaceae. The record is from the annotation of a GenBank genome assembly.